Messenger RNA from Sphenostylis stenocarpa, 741 nucleotides. Lineage: Eukaryota; Viridiplantae; Streptophyta; Magnoliopsida; Fabales; Fabaceae. The record is from the annotation of a GenBank genome assembly.
AUGGGGGACGAAAAAUCCUCCAUGACCAUCACCACUAGAGACAGAGAUCGAGAGCUUCUCAUCCCGGUUGCCGACACCGCCGCCGGCGAUGAAGCCGCCUCCCCUUCCCUCAAGCAGUCGUCGUCAUCCGUCCAUCAUGCUGGACGCGAGACAUUUUGCAAAGUUGUUAGAAGCUGGGCAUCAAAAAAGUUCAUGACAGGAUGUGUCAUUCUCUUUCCAAUUGCUAUCACCUUCUAUAUAACGUGGUGGUUUAUUCAUUUUGUGGACGGAUUUUUCUCUCCUAUCUAUGCUCAACUUGGAAUUGAUAUUUUUGGUCUUGGAUUCAUAACUUCCAUAACUUUCAUCUUCUUGGUUGGGGUUUUCAUGUCAUCAUGGUUGGGUGCAUCCGUCCUGGGCCUUGGGGAGUGGUUUAUCAAGCGAAUGCCUCUUGUUCGUCAUAUUUAUAAUGCCUCCAAGCAGAUUAGUGCUGCUAUAUCUCCUGUUGAUGCUAACAUGCAUAUUGUCACAGAUCAAAAUACACAAGCCUUCAAAGAAGUAGCUAUCAUUCGGCAUCCACGUAUUGGAGAAUAUGCAUUUGGAUUCAUCACCUCAUCUGUUACCCUUCAGAACUAUUCUGGAGAUGAGGAAUUAUGCUGUGUCUAUGUGCCUACAAAUCAUCUCUAUAUCGGUGAUAUAUUUCUUGUCAACACGAAAGAUGUCAUUAGGCCAAACUUGUCAGUUCGAGAAGGAAUUGGUGAGUGA